Molecule: messenger RNA, 7127 nt
Organism: Mirounga angustirostris (Northern elephant seal)
Lineage: Eukaryota; Metazoa; Chordata; Mammalia; Carnivora; Phocidae
Gene: AGBL3
Product: AGBL carboxypeptidase 3
Exons: 17
Coding region: 1118-3895 (925 amino acids)
Biological process (GO): proteolysis
Molecular function (GO): metallocarboxypeptidase activity; zinc ion binding
Source: RefSeq, a predicted model, not a curated record
AGAUAAGACAAUACAUGUAAAGUGAUUUACGUAGCGCCUCGGAAGGUAACAGGUGUUCAAUACAUUCGCUAACAAUUAUGCUACUUGAAGAAUCUCUCAGCUGGUAAGAAUUUUGAGUAUCGUCUAUCCCUCGAUUAUCAAGUAUUUAGAGAGAAGUUUCGUUUUCUGAAUAAAGAUGAUUAUAGUCACACAAUCGUGCAGAAUGCCCCCCAGUGUGGGUACAAAUGAAGACCAACAAAGCCCAAGUCUUAACCAGUAAGCUCUGUUGCCUCCUCGGAGAAAGGACAUGACAAACAACCGACGGGCAGAACCUGAGGGACAAAGCCCUGCUCCGUCUUCCCCACUCCUAAAUUUUCCCGCCAGGCCCCGCGCUCCACCCUAACGCAGCUGCGGAUUCUCUCCGCCCCCAGCUCCUCAGCCCCUAGUUCCCGUCAUCCCCUGGGCUCUCCCCUUCCCCGGCCGAAAUCCCGCGUGGGCUCUUUUCCUCCGCGCUGGUCGCUAGGUGAUUCCCGAGGACUGUGGGAAGUCUCGCGAGGGGGGGUCCCGUUGCCCUGGAAACGAGUGGCCUCGCCUCUUGCGGGGCGAAGGGCGUGGCUGGGGCUGUUAAACUACAGCGGCGUUGCUUCCAGCUACUAGACUGUCGGUGUCUCCGGUAGGACGGCUGCUCCCGCCAGGGAACGGACGACUGGCCAGGCCAGAGGACUCGGGGCGGGGGCGAGGGCCCGGCCAAGGCGGUCGAGAGGGGAAAGACAUCGCAGACGGGACGCCCCCUGCGGGAAGCGAGCGCGCCUGGAAGACCGCGCGUUCCAGAAAAUGGGCUCCUUCCCAUACUGCCGCGUCCAGAAGUGAGGGUGGGAGGAACACCUUGCCGACACCACUUGUGGCUUAAAAGGCCCCAGUCCUCCCCACCUAGAAAGUGACCGUGCCUGCCCGCAGACCUGCCCGGCGCGGCUGGGCUUGGAAGCGUCUGCUUUUGCCUCUUCUGCCGCCGACGUGGAAGCUACGCAGGAGGCGCCCAUCAGAUAAUCUGUGUGUGUGGCUUUCCUGAAGCCCAGGUUUUACAUUACAGCAGCCUACCUACAUAAUAAAAGAAAUUUCAAGCCAGAUAUUGGAAGAAAUGUCAGAAGAUUCAGAAAAGGAAGACUAUUCAGACAGAACAAUCAGUGAUGAUGAAUCCGAUGAGGAUAACUUCAUGAAAUUUGUAAGCGAAGAUAUCCACCGGUGUGCACUUUUAACAGCUGACUCUAUUAGUGACCCAUUUUUCCCCCGAACUACCCAGAUACUGUUGGAAUAUCAACUAGGGAGAUGGGUGCCACGUCUUCGUGAACCACGAGAUUUAUAUGGUGUCUCUUCUUCUGGUCCACUGAGCCCUACACGGUGGCCGUACCACUGUGAGGUCAUUGAUGAAAAGGUCCAGCAUAUUGAUUGGACUCCUUCUUAUCCUGAGCCAUUGUACACCCCAACAGGCCUAGAGAUGGAACCCCUUUAUCCAAACUCCAAGGAAGAUACUGUAGUUUAUCUAGCUGAAGAUGCUUACAAGGAGCCCUGUUUUGUGUAUUCCCGAGUAGGGGGCAACCGAACACCUCUGAAGCAACCUGUGGAUAACUAUGACAAUACUUUGACGUUCGAAGCAAGGUUUGAGAGUGGAAAUCUACAGAAGGUAGUCAAAGUGGCAGAAUAUGAAUACCAGUUGACCGUGCGCCCUGACCUCUUCACAAAUAAACACACCCAGUGGUACUAUUUCCAAGUCACUAAUACCCAAGCAGGAAUAGUCUACAGAUUCACUAUAAUCAAUUUCACUAAGCCUGCUAGUCUUUACAAUCGGGGUAUGCGCCCACUCUUUUAUUCUGAAAAAGAAGCCAAGGCUCAUAAUAUUGGCUGGCAGAGAAUAGGAGAUCAAAUCAAGUAUUACAGAAACAACCAGGGACAAGAGGGGCGCCAUUAUUUCUCUCUUACAUGGACAUUUCAAUUUCCACACAACAAAGAUACCUGCUACUUUGCUCACUGCUAUCCAUAUACUUACACCAACCUGCAAGAAUAUCUUUCUACUAUCAAUCAUGACUCAGUACGGUCAAAGUUUUGUAAAAUACGUGUCUUGUGCCACACGAUUGCUAGGAACAUGGUGUAUGUUUUAACAAUCACUACUCCCUUCAAGAGCACUGACUCAAGAAAACGAAAGGCUGUGAUUUUGACUGCAAGGGUACAUCCAGGAGAAACCAACAGCUCUUGGAUCAUGAAAGGCUUCCUAGAUUAUAUUUUAGGAGACUCAAGUGAUGCGCAGUUGCUUCGGGACACUUUCAUCUUCAAGGUGGUACCCAUGCUGAAUCCAGAUGGUGUGAUUGUGGGAAAUUAUCGUUGUUCCUUAGCUGGACGAGAUUUAAACCGUAAUUAUACAUCUCUCCUGAAGGAAUCAUUUCCUUCUGUUUGGUAUACCCGGAACAUGAUCCGUAGAUUGAUGGAGAAACGAGAGGUUAUUUUAUAUUGUGACCUUCAUGGCCACAGUAGAAAAGAGAACAUCUUCAUGUAUGGUUGUGAUGGUAGUGAUAGAUGUAAAGCAUUAUACCUACAGCAACGAAUCUUCCCACUUAUGCUGAGCAAAAAUUGUCCAGACAAAUUUUCAUUCUCAGCUUGCAAGUUUAAUGUUCAGAAGAGCAAAGAGGGAACAGGAAGGGUAGUAAUGUGGAAAAUGGGAAUCAGAAACAGUUUUACUAUGGAGGCUACUUUUUGUGGAUCUACCCUGGGUAAUAAACGGGGCACUCAUUUCAACACACAAGACUUGGAGUCAGUGGGAUACCAUUUUUGUGAUUCUCUCUUGGAUUAUUGUGAUCCAGACCGAACCAAGUAUUACCAGUGCUUGAAAGAAUUAGAAGAAAUGGAAAAACAUAUAAACUUGGAAAAAAUCCUUGAGGAUUCAGAUACUUCUCUGAAAGAAAUGACACUGGAUCUAGAGUCUAGUAGCCGAGGCUCCGACAGUUCAGAAUCCAAUGAGUCUCAGACUUAUCUUCUCAAGUUAACUUCUCAGAUAAAAAGCAAGAAAAAACACCUGAAAACAAAGAAGGAAAGAAAUUCUACCAUAGCAAGUCAUCAAAACACCAGAGAAGAGCAAGAGGCAUGUGAUAAAGGACAUUUAGUGCGAAGACACAGAGAAUCAAAUUCUGAUGUGAAAGAUAUAAAGCCAAAUGUAUCAGAUGAUUGUAUAUUUGAUUAUUUCAGAAGACCAUUCCCUAAUCAAGGUUUGGAUCUGCAUCACAACCUUAAAAGCAAAAUGAAAGAAUGUACUUCUUUCCAGAGCAAGAAGACUGGCAUAAAUUGGACAGAUGAUGAAAAAAGAAUCUACAGGGAUAAAAAAAUAGCUCAAACUCAAGAAAUAUUGCAGUAUUUGCUCCCUAUCAUGGAAAGUACUAAAAACGCGCAAACCCCUCAGAUAAAACAAAUACUCAACCCAAGAACCAACUGCCAAAUUCAACAUCAACUAAUGCCAGCUACUUACAUAAAUAUACAGAGAUGCAGCACAUCCUGGACACCACCCAGAAAUCACCCUUUUAUAAGCCAAAGGAAUCUUAUGGUAAGCUCUCCAGAGUGGCUCCAGUCUGUGUCCCAGAGAUCACUUGAAAGUCUGUCAGCUCUCAAAGUGCCCAAGAAGAAGAAAAAACACUCUCGAAUCAAGGCCACAAAGACUAAAGACAUGAAACCUCUCAGCAGCAAAUGGGAGACUAUUCCCUCAAGUUUUGAAAAGGAUGCAGAUAUUAUCAAAGAAAAGAGUCUUCAAGCUGAAGAAUCCAAUGAGCAAAACUCGAUGCAAAUAGCUCCACGUCCAAUUAAAAAUAGGAAUGAGCAACCAAGUAAGAAUCAUGGACAGGCCACCUUCUAUUUGAAGUUCCAAAGGGACAAAUAAUUUAGCUUUAUGCUACUCUGAAAACCAUGGAUGAAAAAUACCAUAUGCUUACAUAGUAAAAAGAAAAGGAAAAGAAAAAGAAAAAGCCCUCCCCAGCCCCUAUCUCUAUCCCUCCCCUUACACAUACAUAUGCAUAUACUAAAAGUCUAGAUAACCCAUCUUCAUUAGUGACAACAUCUUUCAGAGAUUUAGAAAGAAAUCCAGAGAAAAUACAGAAAAUUUAAAAUCACUUAUUUAUAUUUGAUUUUUGCCAAGAUGGAAAAAAAAUCUAUGAACUUUUGAAUUCUCCCAAAACAACGUAGGCAUAGAACACCAAAAAAACUAAGAACUCAAGGACGGAAUGACAUGUACGAUCAGUGACUUUAACAUCCCUACUAGGCACCUUAAUGAAUCAGUCAACAAACAUCUUUUCUUGAAUUUGUUUUAUCUUUAGUGUGCUAGAAACCAUCAGUGAUAUAAAAGACAUUUCUCCCCACUAGAAGAUUACUGUAUAAUUGUACAUAUAAAACACCACACAAGACUAAAAUAAUUACAGAAUAAGAGGGUGCAUAGGAAAGUACUAAGUUGUAUAGCUCCAACAAUUAAAGAAAAUACUAUAUAUUAAAGGACGUUAAUUGCGCAGAGCAAGUGUGUCACAAAAUGGCACUGAAAUGCAUAGAUUAUGGUAUACAAUGGUCAUUUGACUUCUCAAAAUGUAGCAACCAUGUAAAAGUUCAGAUGUGCAGUUUGCUUUAGAGCUAAUGAAUGUACAUCUCCAGCCAUUUAUUCAUGUGAAAGCAAGUAGAACAUCUCACAGUUUAUCACUGAUAAGACAGCAGUGGUGGAAUUCCUCAGGGACACUGCAGAGAAAUAGGUAUGUCAGGCAAAGAAGUCAAGAUGGAUGUGAUAAGUGAGAAAAUGAGUCACAGGUCACCAGUGGUGUCCAUUACAGGAUAAGGAUAAGCAGAAUGAGAAUCAGUAGAUGAGGCACAUGAAAGUUAUAGGCUACAAGCUAAUUAGGUCAUGGUAGCAAGAUGGAACUAAGAAAACCUAAGGUUGGGUAGGCUACUCUCAACAAUUACAAUAGCCAAAGAGGGUUCAAGGAGAGCUCACUGGGAUAGUAAAAGAGUAACUGCUAUAUUUUUGUUUUGGUUUUAUUUUUGGUUUUAAUAGAGUUUAUUUUUUUAGAGAAAGUUCACAUCAAUACUGAGCAGAAAGUACAGAGAUUUCCCCCAUAAACUCCUUGAUACCCACACAUACAUAUACAUAGCCUCCCCAUUAGCACCAUCGCCCACCACUUAUUACAACUAAUGAACCUAUAUGGAUACAUCGUUACCAUCCAAAGUCCAUAGUUUACAUUAGGGUUUACUCUGAGUGUUGUACAUUCUGUGGCUUUGGACAAAAGUCUAAUGAAAUAGAUCUACCAUUACAGUACCCAUACAGCUUAGUUUCACUGGGGCGCCUGGAGUGGCUCAGUCGGUUAAGCAUCUGCCUUGGGCUCAGGUCAUGCAUGAUCCUGGGACUCUCGGAUCAAGUCCUGCAUCGGGCUCCCCGCUCAGUGGGGAGUCUGCUUCUGCUUCUCCCUCUCCCCCUCCCUCCUGCUCGUGCUCGCUCUCAUGCUCUCUCAAUAUUUCUCUCUCUCAAAUAAAAUCUUAAAAAAAAAAAAAGGUAGUUUCACUGCCCUAAAUAUUCUCUCUGCAUAUUCAUCUUUCUCUUCCCACUAACCCCUGGCAAUCACUCAUCUUUUUCCUGUCUCUAUAGUUUAACCUUUUCCAUAAUAUCACAUAGUUGGACUCACAUAAUAUGUAGCCUUUUCAGAUUGGCUUAUUUCACUUAGUAAUAUGCAUAUACAUUUUAUCAUGUCUUUUCAUGGCUUAAUAAUUUGUUUAUCAUGCUGAAUAAUAUUCCAUUGUCAAUAAAAUUUAUAGACUUAUGGCAAUGUUAACUAAGAAAAAAAAAGACAAAUUAAUAUCAGAAAUGAGAGACCAUCAGUACUGAUACCACAGAUGUUAAAAGGUUAAUAAAAGAAUAUUCCAAACAACUCUCUACUCACAAUUUGGUUAACCUAUAUGAAACAGACCAAUUCCCUGAAAGACGCAAUCUGCCAAAAUUCACACAGGAAGAAAUAGACCAGCUGAAUAAGCCUGUAUCAAGUAAAGAAACUGAAUCAAUAAAUAAGUUGUCAAAAGAGAAAUCACCAGGCCCAGAUGGGUUGACUGAAUUCUACAAAAAAUUUAAGAAAUUACACCAAAUCUCUACAAUCUCUAACAGAAGACAGAAGCAGAGAAAAUACUUCCAUUAUAGUGUAUGAAAUAAAAAAUGGUACGGCCACUUUGGGGCAGAAGACAUGAAAAGACACUUCUCUGAAGAAGACAUACAAAUGGCUAACAGACACGUGAAAAAAUGUUCAUCAUCAUUAGCCAUCAGGGAAAUCCAAAUCAAAACCCACACUGAGAUACCACCUUACACCAGUUAGAAUGGCCAAAAUGGGCAGGGAGAGAAACAACAAAUGUUGGAGAGGUUGUGGAGAAAGGGGAACCCUCUUACACUGUUGGUGGGAAUGCAAGUUGGUACAGCCACUUUGGAAAACAGUGUGGAGGUUCCUCAAAAAUUUAAAAAUAGAGCUACCCUAUGACCCAGCAAUUGCACUCCUGGGUAUUUACCCCAAAGACACAGAUGUAGUGAAAAGAAGGGCCACAUGCAUCCCAAUGUCCAUAGCAGCAAUGUCCGCAAUAACCAAACUGUGGAAAGAGCUGAGAUGCCCUUCAACAGAUGAAUGGAUAAAGAAGAUGUGGUCCAUAUAUACAAUGGAAUAUUACUCAGCCAUCAGAAAGGAUGAAUACCCAACUUUUACAUCAACAUGGGUGGGACUGGAGGAGAUUAUGCUAAGCGAAAUAAGUCAAGCAGAGAAAGUCAAUUAUCCUAUGGUUUCACUUAUUUGUGGAACAUAAGGAAUAACAUGGAGGACAUUAGGAGAAGGAAGGGAAAAAUGGAGGUGGGAUGGAAUUGGAGGGGGAGAUGAACCAUGAGAGACUAUGGACCUGAGAAACAAACAGGGUUUUAGAGGGGAGGGGAGAGGGGGGAUUGGUUAGCCUGGUGAUGGGUAUUAAGGAGGGCACAUACUGCAUGGAGCACUGGGUGUUAUACGAAAACAAUGGAUCAUGGAUCACCACAACAAAAACCAAUGAUGUACUGUAUGGUGACUAACAUAACAUAAUAAAAUUAAAAAAAAAAUUGGUACAGCCACUUUGAA